This is a messenger RNA of Photinus pyralis (common eastern firefly), 910 nucleotides long. Its product is annotated as protein ALP1-like. The record is from RefSeq and is a predicted model, not a curated record. The coding region runs from base 31 to 906 and encodes 291 amino acids. The transcript has 2 exons. Lineage: Eukaryota; Metazoa; Arthropoda; Insecta; Coleoptera; Lampyridae.
ACCUUACGUUAUCUAGCUUCAGGAGAUAGCAUGAUGUCUAUGCAUUAUAUGUUUCGUGUUGGGAAAAAUACUGUAUCACAAAUAAUAGCAGAGACUUGUCAGGUGAUAUGGGAUACCCUUAAACCAAUUGUAUUUGUUGAACCUUGUGCCGAAAACUGGAAGAAGAUUGCUAGAGAAUUUGAGGUGAAAUGGAAUUUUAAAAAUUGUAUAGGGGCAAUUGAUGGGAAACACGUAGUUAUGCAGGCUUUACCAAAUUCCGGGUCCACGUACUACAAUUACAAAGGCAGUCAUUCGUACAAUUUAUUAGCAAUAGCAGAUGCUAAUUACCAGUUUGUCAUGGUGGAUAUUGGUGGUGAAGGAAGACAAAGUGAUAGUGGUAUUUUUAAAUGUAGUGCAAUGGGACAAGGUUUUGACCAAAAAAUAUUCAAUUUACCAGAUCCAGAUGAAGUACCGUACGUUUUAGUGGCCGAUGAAGCCUUUCCUUUAACGGAGUACAUGAUGCGACCUUAUCCACGUAGAGGCCAAUUAGAUAUGCGUAAAAAAGUGUUUAACUAUAGGUUAAGUCGCGCUCGUAGGGUUGUGGAAAGUUCUUUUGGAUUACUGGCAGGUAGAUGGAGAAUAUUUCGCAAACCAAUUAUAGCAAGUUCUACAACAAUAAAAAAGAUUAUACAGUCGACUGUCUGUUUGCAUAAUUUCAUUUUAAUGAAAAAUGAGGCAGAUUAUAAUAUUCGUGUGACAGAAAAUACGGGAGACAUUGUAAUGGGUAAUUUAUGCGAGAUUAACAGCACUGGCAGUAAUACUUAUAGUCGAAAUGCUUCAACAAUCAGAGAAAAAUUUGCAGAUUAUUUUUCUGGUUUGGGAGCAGUGGAGUGGCAAUGGGAAAAAGCAUUGCAAAAUGAUUUUUAAAUAA